AUGGCGCUCCCGGCCCCGCUCCGCUCCCGGUGCCGGCCCCGCUCCGCCCCACGUGCGCGCGGCGCGCCGGAACCGGAGCUGCCCCGGGGCCGCGCGGGACCGGAAGCGGAAGCGGCGGCGCGGCGGGAGAUUCGGGCGCUGCCGGCGGCGGCCCCAGCCAUGGUGCAGAUCGUCGUCUCCAGCGGCGGCACGGGGGCCCUGGCACGGUGGGUGCUGGUGGAGCUGCAGGGAGAGGUGCAGCCCCGGCAGAGUGGGGACCUGGCCGGGAGCCUGCUGGGGGACCUGCACUACACCUCUGAGGGCGUGCCCGUGCUCAUCGUGGGUCACCACGUCCUCUACGGGAAGGUGGUGCAGCUGGAGAAGCCGUUUGCUGUGCUGGUGAAGCAGGGAGGAGCCCCCCAGGCCAGCCCCGAGGGGCCCCACGGCCGCUACACCGUCACUGCCCUCAUCAAGACCAAACUGCUCUUCAAAACGCGCCCCAAGCCCAUCAUCACCCACGUGCCCAAGAAGGUGUGAGGGGAAGGAUGGGGGCUCUGAACUGUGAUCUGCUGCUGGAGAGAGCAGCAGGGAUGUGGGGAGAUCCAGGACCUUCCUAUCUUGCACAGGGGACUCUGGCUGCUUCGUCCUGUGUCUGGGUACCCAGAGCCCUUCCUGGGUCAUUGUCCCCCCCAGAAUGACUCUUUUCAGAGAGCAGCCAAGCUCCUGGACACAGGCCCUGUGGCUCACCCCAGGGGACGUGGCUCCUGGUAGUUAGGGACUUCCUGUGAGCCUGGGCAGGGGUGUCCCACCCCAGGGGCUGCCCACGGUGUCCAGCAGGUCCCAGGGAUCCCUGGAGGUGGAGAUGUCUCCUUCUACCCCCUCCCCGCAGCUCUAGGGACACCAGUGCCACGCAGGGACUCAGGACCAACCUCCCUCAAGUGGGGCAGGGGGACCAGGGACCCUCCCCAAAACACACCGUGUGUCCUCACUUCAAGUCUUUAUUUCUGCAACUCCAUCAGGAUAUAAAAACCAGCUCUUUCCACCCGAAAUAUGGAAAAAAUCCCCUGGCAGG
This is a messenger RNA of Prinia subflava (tawny-flanked prinia), 1051 nucleotides long. RefSeq names its product chromosome transmission fidelity factor 8 (gene CHTF8). Lineage: Eukaryota; Metazoa; Chordata; Aves; Passeriformes; Cisticolidae. The record is from RefSeq and is a predicted model, not a curated record. The transcript has 4 exons. The coding region runs from base 1 to 516 and encodes 171 amino acids. Gene Ontology annotation, biological process: mitotic sister chromatid cohesion. Gene Ontology annotation, cellular component: Ctf18 RFC-like complex.